Clupea harengus (Atlantic herring) is the source of this 1967-nucleotide messenger RNA. RefSeq names its product olfactomedin-4-like. NCBI's taxonomy places the organism in Eukaryota, Metazoa, Chordata, Actinopteri, Clupeiformes, Clupeidae. Gene Ontology annotation, biological process: signal transduction. The record is from RefSeq and is a predicted model, not a curated record.
ACUCAAGGGCAGAGUGGUUCUUCUGUGUUCUGAGGAGGUCUGGUCCAUUUCUCUCUCUUCUCUCAUCAGGAACAUCAUGUCUUUACUGGUGUCUACGUGGAGGACAGUCGGGGUGUUCUUCAUCCUCCUCAUGCAGAGUGUGAGUGCCACUGACUGCACUUGUGAGCUGACUAGUGCUGAGAAACCCUUCCCUAAAGGGGAACUGUUGAGCAUUGAGACCGCUGCUGUGGAAUGCAAUCAGAAAUUUCAGUCAGCAAAGAGGACGGAGGAGGCUGCGCUGAGGCUGGGUCUGCACCAGCGUCUGCUGCAGCUGCAGGGUGACGUCUCAGCGCUGGAGCGGGAGGAUGACGGUGGGCUCUAUGGAGCCGUGUCACUAAGGAUCAUAGAGCUGGAGCUGGCGGAGAUCUUGCAGCUCCUCGACAAGCUCAACAGAACACAUCUCAUGCACCGAAAUCUCAGCACCGACGUCAACGCCACAAUGCAUGAGGUAAGAGCUGAGCUGAAGCAGCUGGAGAAGUAUGAUCACAUGCAGAUUGCCCAGAAACUGGAGGAGAACAAACGUCUGCAGAGGAAUCUGGCCCAAUGCCAGGAGGAGCUUCAGGCAACACCCCCACCUCCUACACCUACCCCAGGAAACUGCCCUCAGGGUCACCUUGUAAACGUGGAAGGUCCCAGAACGUAUACGAUCACCCAGUAUGGUACCUCGUAUACCUAUGGAGCCUGGGGUCGAGACCCACGGCCCGCACCCGGAAAGGAGAGCUGGUACUGGCUGACACCACUGACGAGCAGUAACGCAUUCGCCAACUAUGUUCGUCAGUACACCAGCCUCAGUGCUCUGAUUGCAGGGGUGGCUCCAAAGGAUUUCUCCAUAGCCUCUGGCAACCCCACCACCAACACCAUCCAAGGGCCCAACAUGGUGAUGUAUGGGGAUGCUCUGUACUACGGCUGCUACAACAACCCCUCUGUCUGCCGCUUCAACCUGACGUCGCGAGCAGUCACUACAGCGCCCCUCCCCCCAAACUCUGGGAUCAACAACAAAGUCCCCUUCUGCCACCUGGAGGCCUGCUACGUCUACACCGACUUAGACCUGCUCACAGACGAGUCUGCUGUGUGGGUGGUGUCGACCUCAGCAGAGAACUACGGCAACGUGAUUAUCAGUGAAGUGGAGCCUGGUGACACCCCAAGGCUCCGACCCCCCAUGAAGACCUCCCUUCACAAGCGCACUGCUACCAACACCUUCAUGGUGUGCGGUGUUCUCUAUGCUACGCGCUACGUGGACAAGGAGACAGAGGAGAUCUUCUACUCCUUUGACACACAGAGUGGGCUGGAGCGCUACAAUCUGAGUAUCCGCUUUAGGAAGAUGCAGACUAACAUACAGUCCCUCAACUAUAGCCCUUUAGACCACAAGUUGUAUGUUUUUAGUGAUGCCUACGCCAUUACAUAUGACGUCAUUUUUGAGUGAGGUUUUAAUUAGACACGGUGCUUAAUCAGAUUGGGUGUCCUCAGUGUCACAAAUACUGUUAGGUUAAGAUCUGCAUUAUUUUAUUAAAUUAAAUACAUUUGUGCUAUGAGUGAGCUUAAAUAGUUCCAGCUUUAAUGUUAACUUUCUGUUCCUGGAUAGACCAUUAAUCUUAGUGAGACUGAAUUAGGUAUUAGCAGGUAUAAGCUUAAGGAAUAAUAAUGAUCAAUUAACCUUUACCACAGUUGUCCUGAAAAAUCACUUUAGAAGGACUUGGAACCCUUUAUAUCUGCAUAUGUUAUGUAAAAUCCAACCAACGUAAAUGAGCAAAGUUAGGUUAGUAUGUCUUAUGUUCCGCUAUGCUACAUUGUGCUUCUUUUGUACUGGAUUGUUGUACUCACAGCUGAAUAAAAUUGACCUAAACUGAUGUAAUUUUAGGCACUUACCUGCUGUAAGAUAAUAUGUGGAUAAUAAUAUGGAAAUAAACUCUACAUAAAGAUAAUCUAAA